AUGGAGUCAGACGGGUGGGAACGUCUAUCCACGACCACCGGAGUCCGGAGGAGGGCGCUCGCGUUCGGGUUGCCAAGGCAGCGAGGGACGCUGGAAGGUCGAGCGCGGAGGGAUCUAGGCCUGCUUCCGCCCUGCCUCGCCCAGCCGCUGCCCAGGACGGCAUUUAUCUCUCAGAAGAACAAAACUGUGAGUGGAAGGAAAUCUGCAAAAGGUGGCCUGAAACCAGAGCCUCAGACACCUCUGCAGAUAGCACCUAAUGAAAGUCAAGACAUCAUUGCUUCUGUUCAGUCCAUCUUGGACAGAGAAAAUUAUUUUGUGAGGGAGGUGGACAGGUAUUUGAGACACAAUGAUUUCUUAAAUCUGAGAAAGAAGGAGAUGCUGUACAAGAAAUGGCUUGAGGAUGUUUCAGAGCCAUUGCUGCAGAAAAUUGAGGACAAAAUGGACAGCCAGUCAAGCGAAGAAAUACGCAAAAGGAAGGAAGAACAACUCUCUCUCUAUUUAAACCAUUGUAAAAAGAAGGGCUAUGCGACUUUGGAAGCUUACGACCCAUCAGAGUACAAUCCGCUCUUCCUGAAGACAUGCACAGACUGCUGGAAGGUUUCAGUUCCAGCUUUACAGGAUCCUCUGUUAGAAGGCAUUCAAAGAAGGUUUAUUGAGACAGGCAUUAUCAAGCAGUGUGAGACAGGAAGACCAUACUCCACCAGAGAGCUGAACAAACUCAGUAAAGCAGAGCUGCCUCUGCUUCCACUAAGCCGGCAACGUAUGGAUGCAGUGGAGUGGCUGAAGAUACCACACACCUACAUUGCUAGUGAUGUCCACAAAAAGAACAGGGCACAAAGUCGUGAGCCACCACAGACAGUGAGAGCUGAUGAUAUAACCUGUCCUCUGGCUGACUGA
This is a messenger RNA of Indicator indicator, 897 nucleotides long. RefSeq names its product family with sequence similarity 228 member B (gene FAM228B). The record is from RefSeq and is a predicted model, not a curated record. Lineage: Eukaryota; Metazoa; Chordata; Aves; Piciformes; Indicatoridae.